Messenger RNA from Anoplophora glabripennis (Asian longhorned beetle), 3030 nucleotides. RefSeq names its product alanine--tRNA ligase, cytoplasmic (gene AlaRS). The transcript has 5 exons. The record is from RefSeq and is a predicted model, not a curated record. The coding region runs from base 1 to 2901 and encodes 966 amino acids. Gene Ontology annotation, cellular component: cytoplasm; mitochondrion. Gene Ontology annotation, molecular function: aminoacyl-tRNA deacylase activity; alanine-tRNA ligase activity; amino acid binding. NCBI's taxonomy places the organism in Eukaryota, Metazoa, Arthropoda, Insecta, Coleoptera, Cerambycidae. Gene Ontology annotation, biological process: tRNA modification; alanyl-tRNA aminoacylation.
AUGGAUACUUCAAUGUCUGCAAAGGACGUACGAAAUGCCUAUAUAAAUUUCUUCAAAGAAAAGGAACAUGUCUAUGUACACUCAUCAUCUACGAUACCAUUAGAUGAUCCUACUCUUCUUUUUACUAAUGCUGGUAUGAAUCAGUAUAAACCAAUAUUCCUUGGAACAGUAGAUCCAAAUAGUGAUUUAUCAAAAUUAUUACGUGCUGUAAAUACUCAAAAAUGCAUUAGAGCCGGAGGAAAACAUAAUGAUUUAGACGAUGUCGGCAAAGACGUUUAUCAUCAUACCUUCUUUGAAAUGAUGGGGAACUGGUCUUUCGGUGAUUAUUUCAAAAAGGAAGUUUGUACGUGGGCAUGGGAAUUUUUAACAGAGCGGCUUAAACUACCAUCUGACCGUCUGUACGUAACAUACUUUGGAGGGGACGAACCUUCAGGUUUGGAACCAGAUAUUGAAUGUAAACAGAUUUGGCUAGAUCUUGGUGUGAAACCUACCCAUGUUUUACCUGGCUCAAUGAAAGACAACUUUUGGGAAAUGGGUGAAACGGGUCCUUGCGGUCCUUGUUCAGAAUUACACUUUGACAGAAUUGGAGGCAGAGAAGUGCCAGAACUGGUUAACCAGGAUGACCCUGAUGUUCUGGAAAUUUGGAAUCUUGUGUUCAUUCAGUUCAACCGUGAGACUGACGGCAGUUUAAAAUCUCUACCUAAAAAGCAUAUAGACUGUGGUCUUGGACUCGAACGUUUAGUUUCAGUAAUUCAGAAUAAAAGAUCAAAUUAUGACACUGAUUUAUUUACGCCUCUGUUUGAAGCUAUACAGAAGGGAACGGGUGCUCCACAGUAUCAGGGAAGAGUUGGUGAUGCCGAUAAAGAUGGCAUAGAUAUGGCUUACAGAGUUCUAGCCGAUCAUGCUAGGACAUUGACCAUUGCUCUGUCUGAUGGUGGAAACCCUGACAAUACUGGGAGAGGAUAUGUACUACGUCGUAUCUUAAGAAGAGCGGUAAGAUAUGCUACAGAAAAACUCAAUGCCAAACCAGGUUUCUUUUCAACGUUGGUUAACACAGUGGUUGAUAUUUUGGCUGAUACUUUCCCGGAGGUUCGAAAAGAUCCUCAAGGCAUUAUUGACACUAUUAAUGAGGAAGAGGAGCAGUUCCUAAAAACGUUGUCUAGAGGAAGGAAUCUACUGAAUAGAACCAUAUCCAAGCUCGGGGACAAUAAUACUCUUCCUGGAGAUGUUGCAUGGAGGUUGUAUGACACUUACGGUUUUCCCGUUGACCUUACAACUCUUAUGGCAGAGGAGAAAGGUCUUGCUGUUGAUAUGAAUGCUUAUGAAGACGCCAAAAAACAGGCACAACUGUUGUCUCAGGGCAAAGGAAGUGGUGUAGCUGAUACCAUUAAUCUUGAUGUUCAUGCCAUUACUGAGCUACAAGGGAAAGGAGUACCGCCAACAGAUGAUUCUUAUAAAUAUAAUUAUGAAUCUACCGAUAAAGUAGACUCUGACUAUACGUUUAAACCGUGUGAGGCAACGGUUAUUGCUCUAAGGUACAACAAACAAUUUGUGGACGAAGUUCGGACAGGGCAAGAGUGUGGUGUCCUACUCGAUAAGACCAACUUUUACGCUGAACAAGGAGGGCAAAUAUACGACACGGGAUAUUUUAUAAAAGUAGGGGACGAGAGUGUGGAAUUUUCUAUAAAAAAUGUACAAGUUAGAGGUGGUUAUGUAAUACAUAUCGGCAGUUUGGAAGGAACUUUACGAAAAGGCGAUCAAGUUAGUUUAUAUGUCGAUACAUCGAGGAGGAGGUUAAUUAUGAGCAAUCACACUGGAACGCACGUUUUAAAUUAUGCUCUUAGGAAAGUUCUGGGAACCGAAGCCGAUCAGAGAGGAUCUCUAGUAGCACCAGAUAGAUUACGUUUCGAUUUUACUAAUAAAGGAGCGCUCACCAGUGAACAAGUGAAAAAUACCGAACUUAGUUCGAAAGGUAUGAUUUCUAAAAAUGAACCAGUGUAUGCUAAAGAAGCCAACUUAGCUGUGGCAAAAACAGUUCGAGGUCUCCGAGCUGUUUUUGAGGAAACUUAUCCUGAUCCCGUAAGGAUAGUUUCAAUUGGUAUACCUGUAGAACAAUUAGAGUCGGAUCCUUUUGGACCAGCUGGCGAUAACACUUCUAUUGAAUUUUGUGGAGGUACUCACGUUCAGUAUUCUGGACAUAUUGGAGAUUUCGUCAUUGCUAGCGAAGAAGCUAUUGCAAAAGGAAUAAGAAGAAUAGUUGCUUUAACAGGACCCGAGGCCACCAAAGCAUUGAAGAAAACUGAACUGCUAGAAAAGAGGUUGAAUGAAAUAAAAACUGUUAUAGAAUUGGAUAAGGAAGGAGCAAAAUCUAAAGAAAACGUGAAGAAAAUCGUCGAACUUACUGAUGAAGUAUCGCAAGCAGUUAUACCUUACUGGAAGAAGGAAGAAAUCAGAAAUACUUUAAAAAAUCUUAAGAAAACCUUGGAUGAUAAGGAUCGAGCUGCCAAGGCUGCUAUCGCAAAUCAAGUUGUGGAACAAAUAAAAGAAUUUGUGAAGGAAAAUCCUAAUUUGCCUAUUUUAGUGAAAGAGCUUAAAGCUUUCAAUAACACAAAAGCUCUAGAUACAGCAUUAAAGCAGGUUCGUAGUUUAAGUCCAAACACUUCAGCAUUGUUUAUAACAGUAGAUCAAGAUUCCAAUAAAGUGUUUUGCUUAUCAUCGGUUCCAAAAGAUGCUAUAGGAAAAGGGUUGAAAGCUAACGAAUGGGUUCAGGAAGUUGCGAAAAAACUGGGUGGGAAAGGAGGUGGAAAACCUGAUUCUGCCCAGGCUUCUGGCAGUAACUCAGUGUACAUCACCGAUAUCUUGUCUUUAGCAAAGAAGUUUGCAGAAUCCAAGCUUUCUUAAGUUAUAACUAUGUUAAUGUCUGAAUUCUGCAUUUGCCAUUGCAUUUUAGUAUAUCUCCAAGUAUAAAAGGGUUAAUGGUUAAAUUAUUUUAUAAGUAAUUUCCUUUUUAAUAAAGAUUUUUACCAUUAA